UGAUGUUUGCAUCGUACCCUUGGCAGAAAAGUUCCCUCAUGGUCGACUCAGCUGAACUGGCCCCAGCUUCACUUUCUCCAAAUUCCUUCUUCCAGCAUCACUUGUGGACGGUCAUGGACGGGCUGGAUAAUUCUUCAGAAUAUGUUGACUACUAUGAAUACAUUGACAACAACACUGUUAGCGUAACAUAUAACAAAAGACCACGCAGAGACUUCCUGACCAUCGUUCAAGUCCUUGCUGUUCUCAUCUACAGCAUCACCUGCCUCCUAGGUCUACUGGGCAAUGGUUUGGUCAUCGCAAUUAUAUUCAAGAUGAAAAAAUCAGUCACUACUAUCUGGUUCCUCAACUUGGCAGCUGCUGACUUUCUGUUUAAUGUCUUCUUGCCCUUGAACAUUGCCUACACAGCCAUGAACUACCACUGGGUGUUUGGCAGAGACAUGUGCAAAGUCACCUCUUUACUUCUCAACUUCAACAUGUACACCAGUGUGUUUUUGUUGACAACCAUCAGCUUUGACCGUUGCAUUUUGGUGGUUUUCCCAGUCCAAUCCCAAAAACAUCGGACUCCUACAGUUGCCUGGCUGUUCUGUGUCCUAAUUUGGGCUAUUGGUUUUUUAAUGAGCUCCCCUUCCCUUAUUUUUCGAGACACCGUAACUGUCCAGGACCGCAUCUCUUGUUUUCACAACUUCUCCUUGUCCAGUUCUCCGAAUGACACCACCCUUGGCUUUCAGAGACAUAGAAUGGUAACCACAGUUCGAUUCCUGAUGGGGUUUAUCAUACCAAUGGUCAUUAUCACAGUAUGCUACAUUACCAUAAUUUUUCGGCUGAAAAGGAACCGUCUUGCCAAGUCCAAGAAGCCCUUGAGAAUUAUCGUUGCCAUUAUAACCACCUUCUUCUUAUGUUGGUGUCCCUAUCAUACCUUCUACCUCCUGGAAACUCAGCACCACUCAGUUCCAAAGACCGUGUUGGAGACUGGACUGCCCCUUGUCACCGCCAUCGCUGUGUCUAACAGCUGCAUGAACCCCAUCCUGUAUGUCUUCAUGGGCCAAGAUUUCAAAAAGUUUAAGAUCACCAUCCUGUCCAGGCUGGCUAGUGCACUGACUGAGGACACAAUCCAGUCAAUCCAUUCAUUCACACGUAAGAGCUUCACAAAACCCAGCUCGGUAACUGAAAAAGAGUCAAUGUUACUCUGAGCUUUGGGGCCUAACAUGGAUUACAGUCGUUUAUUGGUUUCCAGCAAUGACCCAAAGCCCCCGGUUGUUGUCUUGUUGGAUUAUUUCAACCGUUGCAGAAGGAGCGUGAACUUGGCUUGAUGAAUCUAAGCCAAUCAUGGU
Molecule: messenger RNA, 1331 nt
Organism: Candoia aspera
Lineage: Eukaryota; Metazoa; Chordata; Lepidosauria; Squamata; Candoiidae
Gene: CMKLR1
Product: chemerin chemokine-like receptor 1
Exons: 2
Coding region: 3-1190 (395 amino acids)
Biological process (GO): inflammatory response; positive regulation of cytosolic calcium ion concentration; complement receptor mediated signaling pathway
Cellular component (GO): plasma membrane
Molecular function (GO): complement receptor activity; G protein-coupled receptor activity
Source: RefSeq, a predicted model, not a curated record